Brassica napus (rape) is the source of this 4472-nucleotide messenger RNA. RefSeq lists its product as uncharacterized. The transcript has 3 exons. Gene Ontology annotation, molecular function: nucleic acid binding; RNA-DNA hybrid ribonuclease activity. Lineage: Eukaryota; Viridiplantae; Streptophyta; Magnoliopsida; Brassicales; Brassicaceae. Bases 1 to 4437 code for a protein of 1478 amino acids. The record is from RefSeq and is a predicted model, not a curated record.
AUGACGGAGGAGGAGUUGAAAGAAUUUGAGGAACAAUAUGCCAGCGUACAACUUGAAAUGGAUGAGGAAAUGUUAGACAAUGAUGACCUGCUUGAUGAAACUAGGGUGGAAGAGACGAUGGUGGAAGAGACGAUGGCUCCAGAAUAUCAAACCGCAGGUACUAAAAACUUGGAGAAACAACACGAAGAUGGAAGAGUCUUAGGAGGAGAGGGAAAAGAGAAAAGAGAACAAAGUAGGAACAACCUACCUCCAAGAAGGAUGUCGGAACAGGGCAGGAGGAUGCAAAAGAACCCUCUCCCCCCGGCAAACUUAAAUAAGCGCAGGGGUACGCGAAGCCCAGACACAAAAGGUUUAGCUGCAUCCAGGAAGCUUGCGAAUAGAGGUCGAGCAUCACCAAAAGGCAAGCUGGCCAAACAGGGGCGUCUCUUCAUGACGAAAGACCCAGGCUCAAAGGUGGUCCCUCGUGUUGAGGUGUAUCCUUCGGUUACCAAAGGCCGAAAAUCUACUGCUGCAUCAGGUUCGGUGGGGUCCCAGAAACCACCCAAAACAAAAAACAAUUUUUCUUUUAUGCAAGACUUUAAGUUUGAAUUUGGUUAUGAUAAAUUGUUCACCGUGGACCCUGUUGGUAGGGGCGGUGGAUUGGCUUUGUUUUACAUGGAGGACUCUGCGGUGGAUAUUAUUUUCUAUAAUGAUCGUAUGAUUGAUAUAAAAGCGCAGAUAGACGGACAGGAAGUGUUUAUCACGUUCUUGUAUGGAGAUCCGGUGGUGGAAUACCGUGAGUAUGUAUGGGAAAGGUUGCUGCGGAUGAGUGCAAACAGGACAGGAGCAUGGCUCUUGAUGGGGGAUUUCAAUGAGAUCACAAGCAAUUUGGAGAAAAGAGGGGGGCGAAAACGACCAGAAAGCUCUUUCCUGCCGUUUAAAAACAUGCUUGCAGGGUGCGGGAUGAUUGAGUUUCCAUCUAAAGGGAACAUUUUUUCAUGGGCAGGAAGAACCAGAGCAGGACGGGUGCAAUGUAGGCUGGACAGAGCCGUCGGAAAUGAAGAUUGGCAUAAUGUAUUUUCCCACACUUAUGUGGAGUAUUUGUUGCGCUGGGGAUCUGACCACCGGCCCAUCUUAGCGAGGUUUCAAAACAGAGGGGCUCGCGGAAAAAGAAACUUUCGUUUCGACCGUAACUGGUUUGGUAAAGAAGGUUUCAUCGACACUGUUAAGGGAGAAUGGGAGGCACUAAAGAUGGAACCCGACCUGGAGCUUUAUGACAAAAUCUGUAGGACUCGCAGGUCCAUCUCAAGGUGGAAGAAACGGAAUCCCACCAACAGCGCAAAGCUUAUUGAAAGCUUAAAGCAAAAACUAGAUCAAGUGCAAAACGACGAGAUGAUCUCAAGCGAAGAAGAACUGGAAUUGAAGUGGAAACUCUGUGAAGCAUAUAGGGAAGAGGAGCUUUAUUGGAAGCAGAAAAGUCGAGUUAUAUGGCUGCGAGAAGGAGAUAGGAACACAAGAUAUUUUCAUGCGAAGACCAAACAAAGACGAGCACGCAACAGAAUUACUCGCCUGAGAAACUCGAUGAAUCAAUGGGUUUACAAAGAGGACGAUAUAGAGGCAGUCGCUGUUGACUAUUUCCAGACGUUGUUCACUACGACAAACCCAGACACCAUUGAAGAAUCCCUCCGGUUUAUUACCGCGACAGUCUCAGAGGACAUGAAUCAGAAUCUACUUCGUAUCCCUCAAGAUGAGGAGAUUAAAAAUGCUACUUUUGCGAUUAACCCGGAGAAGGCGCCUGGUCCAGACGGCAUGACUAGCCUCUUUUACCAACGCUUUUGGAGCUCGGUUGGGAAGGAUGUCUGCAAUAUGGUCAGGGGUUUCUUUGAUACGGGGGAGCUUGAUGAGAGACUAAACAUGACUAAUAUAUGUCUAAUACCAAAGACUGAAAGACCGGAGGCGAUGACUGAAUUUAGGCCGAUCAGUCUCUGCAAUGUGGGAUAUAAGAUCAUCUCAAAAAUCUUAUCAUCUAGGCUGAAAAGUAUCCUGCCGAAGAUCAUUUCAGAGACGCAAUCUGCGUUUGUGGCAGAGAGGCUCAUCACUGAUAAUAUCCUUGUGGCCCAAGAAAUGUUUCACGCGCUUCGUACAAAUCCUAGCUGCAAAGGGAAGUUCGUGGCGAUCAAAACUGAUAUGAGUAAAGCUUACGAUCGCGUAGAAUGGAGGUUUAUGGAAGCCCUACUUCUAAAAUUUGGCUUCGAUCAUAUAUGGGUGGCAAGGAUAAUGAAAUGCAUUACCUCCGUCUCGUACCAAGUCUUGAUAAACGGAGAGGCCAAAGGGAGGAUCGUGCCGUCCCGGGGUCUCCGACAGGGCGAUCCGCUGUCUCCGUUCCUAUUUAUUUUAUGCACGGAAGUUCUGAUCUCGCAUAUAAAACAAGCGGAGAGAGAUCAAACUAUUACGGGUAUCAAGAUUGCUAGAGGGAGCCCCGCCAUCUCUCAUUUACUCUUCGCCGAUGACAGCCUCUUCUUCUGCAAAGCGGAGCAAUCUCAAUGCAGGGAACUGGUUCGCAUCAUUGACGUCUAUGGGAAAGCCUCAGGACAACAACUGAACAAGUCUAAAUCUUCAGUUCUGUUCGGUUCUAAGGUCAUAGCGUCCACAAAAACCGAUCUGAAAAGAUCACUCAAUAUUAACAACGAAGGAGGAAUGGGAAUGUACCUGGGAAUGCCGGAAAAGAUUUGUGGAUCAAAGAAACAAGUUUUUUCUUUCGUUCAAGAGAGGAUGAAUGGAAAGAUCAACUCUUGGUCAGGUAAACUAUUAUCAAAGGGUGGUAAAGAGGUGCAAAUCAAAUCAGUGGCCCAGUCAGUACCGACUUAUGUGAUGUCGUGUUACUUGAUACCUUUAGAGAUCUGUAACAAACUAUCCGCCGCAGUGGCGCGUUUCUGGUGGAGUACAAGCAAUAACAAUCGGGGGAUGCAUUGGGUGGCAUGGGACAAAAUCUGUGUACCAGUAGAGGAAGGAGGCUUGGGCUUCCGAGAUUUCCGAGAUUUCAACCUGGCCCUUCUCGCUAAACAAGUAUGGCGUCUGCUUACACAUCCCGAGUCCCUUCUAGCAAGAGUUCUUAAAGGUAGAUACUACAGACACUCGAAUCCACUUGUAAUAGGUAAAGCAAAUUCCCCAUCUUUUGGGUGGAACAGCUUGAUGGCAGCUAGACCGAUUCUCAUCGGUGGAAUCAAGAGGACGAUAGGAACAGGGGCAGACACGAAAGUUUGGGAAGACGCAUGGAUCCCUACGGAACCUGCUCGCGCGGCGAAACCAAAGACAGUGAUCAUGGAUACUGAUCUUAAAGUCCACCACCUUAUUGAUGUCGACAAGGCUGAAUGGAAUGUUGGCGUUAUAAAUGAAUUUAUUGCUGCCGAUGAUGUAUCUCGUAUUCUCACACUUAGGAUCAGCAAAACGGGACGCAAGGACGGCUACAGCUGGAAGCAUACAAAGUCGGGGGUAUACACAGUGAGGUCUGGGUACACCAUUGCAGUUGAACAACGGAAAAAGCUGCGUGGGGACAUAAGCCUGGGACCGAGUUGCAAUGGUUUAAAGAAGAAGGUUUGGAGACUUAAGGCGCCGCGGAAAAUCAAGCAUUUUCUGUGGCAAGCUCUGUCUGGAUAUGUCGCCUCAGCGAGCAAGCUAAAAGAAAGACAUUGCGGUAACGACUCGGUCUGUCAACGCUGUGGUGCGGAGAAUGAAACGAUUAACCAUAUCAUCUUUGAAUGCCCGCCAGCGAUUCAAAGUUGGGCAUUAUCGACAGUCCCGACGUCUCCGGGGGUCUUCCCGAGUUCCUCAAUCUUUGUUAACUUUGAUAUGCUACUGAAUUUGCAAACAGAUCCUAGCAGAGCUGAGAGCACGGCCUUCUUUCCAUGGUUGAUCUGGUACUUAUGGAAGGCACGAAACGAUAAAUGUUUUAAUAACAAGGAUACAUCACCUGUGGAUACCCUGCAACUAGCGGUUUCGGAAGCUACAACAUGGAAGCUAGCGCAGAUCCUGCCGGACAUCUUGGAAGCAGCAGACGACGGGAAUGAGAGGAUAGCGGAAGUGGAGGAACAAGAAAGGGUGGGACGAUGGAGAUGCCAGCUCGACGCGUCUUGGGUCCUAGAAGAUACUGGAGUGGGGCUGAGUUUUAUUGUGUUCGAUGGCGACAUGGAGGUACGCUUGGAAUCAGACUGUCAACAGCUGGUACACAUCAUCAACUUCUCUAAGAAGUGGCCAGCACUUGAUCCAGAGCUUGAUGCCAUUGAGGCACUGAGAACUUCUUUUAUUUCCUUUUCGCUGAGUUUUAUACCUCGUUCUUUGAACUUCCGUGCGGAUGCUCUUGCAAAAGAGGCCCGAUCACGUGAUUUACACUACAUGUUGGUUGACAGUAUGGUCUCUAUUCCGCUAGCUCACGAGGCUAGUACGAUAGGACCGGUUUAAGUUUGAAAUAAAGCUUUUGAUGACAAAAAAAAAAA